GCGGCAGGAAAUCACUUGAUUCCCCUGGUAGGUUUAAUCCUACUGAUCCACACCGUUUCGUUCGCCUCGGGCCAGGAUCAUGAUAUGGAUGUUAACUUACAAGUUUGGUGGGUUUGUUGGAAAGUUCCAGGUCACUUUUCAUCGAAAUGCAAGCUUUUGGUACUUUGACGUGACCUUCCCAAGCAAUGUCUUCGAUUUGAGGACAACUGACGCUGUGGCAAAGGUUGGGACGGAGAAUCACCGGUCGUAUUGCUUCGCCGACCUACCCUGGAGUAGAGUCGCUCAGGAUGGGGACGUGAAGGAGGUCUCGUUCUAUGCCAAGACUUGGAGAAAGGUCCGCGGUCUGAAUUCCAGCGUCACAGCGACCAAGGCAUUGCCACAAGACCGGUGUUUCCGGCAGUGCGCCUACGGUCCCUUUACAACAGUGUCAUUUGCCGGAUGAAAUGUGUAGCCUAUCGUGAACGGCCUGUUCUUGACACCACCGACAAUUAUGUAUUCGACGA
This is a messenger RNA of Patiria miniata (bat star), 503 nucleotides long. RefSeq lists its product as uncharacterized. NCBI's taxonomy places the organism in Eukaryota, Metazoa, Echinodermata, Asteroidea, Valvatida, Asterinidae. The transcript is spliced from 2 exons. The record is from RefSeq and is a predicted model, not a curated record. The coding region runs from base 80 to 442 and encodes 120 amino acids.